CCACGAGCACAUGGCUCGAACGAUGCAACACCACCACUCUGCAAUGCAGCAGCAAUUUUCAAACCACGCCUCCUCAUUUCUGUCAUCUCAACAGCACAUGCCCAUGGCCCACCCGCUUAUGGUGGACGGAAGCGGCCGCAGCCACUUGUUGGAUCCGCGGGCGAAUGGUCGACCUCGAAAUGGUCACCCGAGCCAACGACGCAUGGGUGGAAUGCCUCGGAGGUGGCGCAACAAUCCACCCUCGAAUCAAGCUCCACCCACAGUCAGUCAAGGUGUCUCCAUGGCUGCCCCUCCCCCUCCCACACCUGGUGCUCUCGGCCCUGUUUCGAUGUCGGCUUCCUCAAACCCCACCGGAUUUCCGGCUAGCCCAGCUUCGAUGUCCCAUCCGUACCACCCUGGCUUUUUACUUCACGUCUUGGCGAUGCUCUCAAACACACCCCUUCAACAAACCUUUGCAGGCACAGGAGACGUCAACGAACCUGAAAACUACGAAGCACUUCUUAAUCUGGCCGAACGACUUGGCGAGGUCAAGCCCAAAGGACUUGCGAAAGGAGACAUUGAACAGCUUCCCUCGUACAGGUAUCCUGGAGACAGCUCAGAGAAUGAUCAAACCACCUGCGUCGUUUGCAUGUGCGACUUCGAAGUACGACAAACUCUCCGUGUGCUGCCUUGCAGUCACGAGUUCCAUUCCAAAUGUGUGGACAAGUGGCUAAAGACAAACCGCACCUGUCCAAUUUGCCGUGGCGAUGCGGCUAAUUUCUUCAACAGUGGAAUGUCCGUGGAAUAGCUCACGGGUGCUCCUCAUUGCAUAUCAUCAUCGAUCCUCGGGCCAUGAUGAUCUAGUCGUUGACCAAGCCCAUUGUUCCCCCUCAUCUGCUUUUUGAUCUUUUUCCAUCCCUUUCCCUCAAGAAUAACAAUAACGAUAAUCCCCAUCAUCAACACGGGGGAACAACACUUACAACAAACUCCAUGUCCAGCAUUGCAAAUUUGGGUGAAUUAUUUAAUUCAUUUUUAAACCUCUCACUCGAUCUCUGUUUUCAUUUGUCCGAGAAAACAACGCUCUCUCUCAUUUCAAUCAUCAAAAUGCAAAACCCUUCCGUAAUUGUUUACCUCCCAAGCAGUCCUCUCACCUCCACAUACCAUGGUAUCACUUUCUCAUGGGCAUUAUCACAUUGAUGACCAUAUUGAGUGUACAACUGGGGUUGAUUCGUUGUCCUCGAACUAAAACGGGAUUGUACAAAAUGGGUCCUUUCAAACAUUGGCCGUUGCCUUUGCUUUCCCUCUUCCGUUCUCUGUGUUAGAAUAUUAUAAUCAAUUAACAGAGCACUCCAACUCGAUUUGCUCUUCACGCUAUUCUGAUUAUUACCAUAAUUCCGCCCUUAUUUUUAUCGAUUCAUAUCGCAAUCACGUAAAAGCUGAAGCUUAAGCUCAAUCGUUCUCAUUUGUAAUAUGGUUUAGUGAAAUUGGUAUUGUUUUUUUGUAAUAGCGUGGCACUGGCGAGGAUUGCUUCUGUCUUCUUUCUCGAGUCCUCAUGUUACAGUUCAUGACUUACAUUUAAGCAAAACACAAGAUACACGCCUAGAUAAGAGUUACUUUCCCUCCAUGUACCUUUCUCCCCUCUGAAGUGAUUCAUACUUACCAACCAUAGUAGCUAUGAAUCAUCAUCGUUGAUAAUUCGAUUAACCUCGGCUUUUGGUGUGAUAUUAUUAAUUACUCCAUAUGUUUGAGUUUCGCUGGCUUCCCGGUCAGCUCUCACUCACCUUCCUUCCAAGCAGAAACCACAAGCAAACUCAAAGAAUGAUUUCCAAUUCCAAUCAUGUAAAUAGAAACACGUUUGUUCAUGCGUUCCUUGGCCCUCUCAUCAUAAAUUAGUUCAAUUGAAUUUGUCCCUCAGCCCCUCCCCUCCCUCACCCGUCUCUAUGUAGCGUUAAUUAUUCUGUUGUAGGGGACCAGAUGAACCUUAAAAAUGUAUAUCAUGUUAAUUUUAUGCUAUUUUUGGUAAAUUUAUCCAAGAUACUCUCUCCACAAAUCCAAUCCGGUUGAACCCAUUCUGUUUUGCCAGGGGAUAUCUUUUAAAGAAUCGUCCUCUCCAUUUUUCAUCUCCCAACCUCUCUCACCUCAUGAUUUUUCCGCGGCAUUAUCGAACUUUGAUCACGCACACGCUUUCGAGUUUUGAAGUUUUUCCUCACAUAUCUAAUUGGGAUGACCACAUUUUCCAGAACGGAAUAGCUGAUGAAACUUUCAAGCAUUUAAAAUCAGAAAUGAGAUUUGACCAAUUCCUUCAAAAUGAGCCGUGAGUGUUGCGGCUUUUGCAUGAAUAUUCCCACGAAAAUGAGGCUUGUUAUCAGCAACUCAUAAUGACAGUAACCACACGCAAAAUCUAUCCUUUAAAAUUACCCGACCUCCUCAUGGUUAUCCAACAACAUUAAACACAAUACGCCAUAGACUGUUUCUCUCGAGUUCUUACUUCAACUACCUUCAAGUCACCAAAAAAUAUUCCCCUUCCUCAAAGUUACUACCCACCUACCUACAACCUAUCACUGAAUCAAUCAAUCAGUCUAUAGCAAAUGGUCCCUUAGAAGCCUGUUUCCCUCUUUGAUAAAUCUGUACUUAUCGUGCCUGUACUAAAGACUUUUAGUGAUAUAUCUCCAUUCAAACAUUUCCGUUGAUAUUGUAAUGCAAAGUUGAAAACCCCCUCUGAAUAAAAGCAGUCACACCUAACCCAAGUAAACCAAUCCAACCCAACCCCCUCCCAACUCCCAGUCACUCACCCAACACCAAUAGGCCAAAAUGUUCAAAUAACAGAUCUACAUAAAAACCUUUUCAUGCCAAUCAAACCAACACUUGUGGCGCUAAAGAAGAGGGGUCAAGCUUUUUUCCGGGGUGCAUCAACCAGUGCCUCUGAUUUGAAUGUAUUUGAAACACCCUUUAGUGACACUCGAGGUUGGUUUGAAAUAAACGCUUUAUCAAAGAUGGAACUGGUGGGCAACCACGAAGUACGGAGACUCCAUUGACUUGUGCCGAUGCUUGUCCACUUGGACUAUGUUUAUGGAAAAGCUUUUGAUUUGUUGGUACGUUAUGGGGAUUCAAAUGUUUUCAAUAUUGUCAUUAUCACUUGCAGCUGUAUGGAUUAAACAAUAAAACAAUCUGUUCAAGAUGA
This is a messenger RNA of Tigriopus californicus, 3160 nucleotides long. RefSeq names its product E3 ubiquitin-protein ligase RNF38-like. The transcript has 3 exons. The coding region runs from base 11 to 787 and encodes 258 amino acids. Lineage: Eukaryota; Metazoa; Arthropoda; Copepoda; Harpacticoida; Harpacticidae. The record is from RefSeq and is a predicted model, not a curated record.